CCAAGAGUAGGCCAGAUCCAUGCUGUUAUUGGUCCGGUUGUAGAUGUGUUCUUUGAAGACGAAAUACCCGAGAUAUUGAAUGCAAUGGAAGUUUCCGAUUAUAAAGGCGGCAGUCGUUUGGUUUUAGAGGUGUUUCAUCAUUUGAGCAAUAAUAUUGUGCGAUCUGUAGCCAUGGACAGCACUGAAGGUCUACGACGUGGCCAAAAAGUCACAGAUACUGGGCAUCCAAUUCGUGUUCCUGUCGGUAGGGCUACUUUGGGCCGAAUUCUAAAUGUUACUGGUGAUCCCAUUGAUGAAAGAGGUCCCAUAAAGUCAGAAUUUUAUUCCUUCAUACACGCCGAAGCUCCAGAAAUGACUGAUUUGUCGGUAAAUCCCGUUUUAUUGCAAACAGGAAUAAAGGUAAUCGAUUUAUUGGCUCCCUAUGUUAAAGGUGGGAAAAUUGGAUUAUUCGGCGGAGCUGGAGUCGGUAAAACCGUAUUAAUUAUGGAAUUGAUAAACAAUAUUGCAAAAGCCCACGGUGGAUAUUCAGUGUUUGUGGGUGCCGGGGAAAGAACACGAGAGGGAAACGAUCUGUAUAUGGAAAUGAUUGAAUCCAAAGUAAUUUCUUUAGACGAUGACACUUCGAAAGUAACUCUGGUGUACGGCCAAAUGAAUGAACCCCCAGGUGCACGAUCUCGAGUUGUACUGACGGGCCUAACCAUAGCAGAAUAUUUUCGUGAUAUGGAAGGUCAGGAUGUGUUACUUUUCAUUGAUAAUAUAUUUCGAUUCACUCAAGCUGGGUCUGAGGUAUCCGCUUUACUAGGACGUAUUCCGUCUGCAGUUGGUUAUCAACCAACCUUGGGAACCGACAUGGGUACCAUGCAAGAACGGAUUACAAGCACUAAAAACGGCUCUAUUACAUCGGUGCAGGCUGUUUAUGUACCAGCAGAUGAUUUGACAGAUCCAGCGCCGCAGACAACUUUUUCGCACUUAGAUGCUACCACAGUUUUGUCAAGACCAAUUGCAGAGUUGGGCAUUUAUCCAGCUGUUGAUCCCUUGGACUCAUCAUCGCGCAUAAUGGAUCCAAUGAUAGUGGGAGAUGAACAUUAUACUGUAGCCAGAUCAGUUCAAAAAACAUUGCAGAGUUAUAAAUCACUCCAGGAUAUUAUUGCCAUAUUAGGCAUGGACGAACUGUCCGAAGAUGACAAACUAACUGUGGCAAGGGCAAGGAAAAUACAACGAUUUCUUUCGCAGCCAUUCCAAGUUGCCGAAGUAUUUACAGGACACGCUGGGAAAAUGGUCCCCUUACCGAAGACUAUAGAGGGUUUCAAACGACUAUUGAAUGGAGAUAUGGAUGAUAUACCUGAAAUAGCUUUCUAUAUGGUUGGUGACAUUGAGGAAGCAAUUGCCAAAGCCAAGGAUAUAGUAUUGAAAAUGAAUUGA
Molecule: messenger RNA, 1422 nt
Organism: Musca vetustissima
Lineage: Eukaryota; Metazoa; Arthropoda; Insecta; Diptera; Muscidae
Gene: ATPsynbetaL
Product: ATP synthase subunit beta, mitochondrial
Exons: 5
Coding region: 85-1422 (445 amino acids)
Biological process (GO): proton transmembrane transport; proton motive force-driven mitochondrial ATP synthesis
Molecular function (GO): proton-transporting ATP synthase activity, rotational mechanism; ATP binding; ATP hydrolysis activity
Source: RefSeq, a predicted model, not a curated record